Messenger RNA from Acromyrmex echinatior (Panamanian leafcutter ant), 1081 nucleotides. RefSeq lists its product as uncharacterized. The record is from RefSeq and is a predicted model, not a curated record. Lineage: Eukaryota; Metazoa; Arthropoda; Insecta; Hymenoptera; Formicidae.
UGGAACGUGAUAAAGAGCAUUUUCGUCAUCUACUACUUUAUUGCUUUGAUUCGAAAAAAACGGUUGCCGAAGUUCAUCGUUUUAUCGCAAGAAACUUAUUCCGAGUUUGCUCUAUCAAGUAGCACGUGUGAGUACUGGUAUCGACGAUUUAAAAGUGAUAAUUUUGAUUUGAAAGACAAAGAACGUUCAGGUCAACCAAAAAAGUUCGAAGACAUCGAAUUGCAGGCAUUGUUGAAAAUCCAGCACAAUCCAUUUCAAAACUUGCCAGAAAAUUAAAUGCUGAUCGUACAACAGUUACUAAACGUUUACAUGGUAUAGGAAAAAUUCGAAAAGGUAAAUGGGUUUCUACACGAAUUGUCUAAAUUAGCUAUUCAAAAUCAAAAAGGAAGAGGCAAAAAAAUUAAAGAAAAAAUUCGAAGAAAAGUGUAGAAGGUGCACGUAAAAGGAACAGAUAUGCUUCAUAGGUUAUGACGAGUUAGAGUGCGUGAGUUGUAUCUUGCUGUGUUUUGUUUCGUCCUAAUUUGCAAAAUACUUGAGGAAUUAGUGCGGUAGAAUAUCAACCAAAGUAGCUUAAUUGAAAAUACAUUGUUGUAAAAAAAAGAGACUGUUACGAUAAUAAGGAUCUUACGGAGGUUAUGACGUUACGUUGCGUUCGGCCACGAUCAUCCGACGGUCUCGGAGAUUCGUGACACGCUCCCGACGAAGAUGGAGAAGCCCCCGAAGAAGAUGAAUUCGAAAGAAUCCAUCAGCUUGCUCGAUAUGCUGUCGGAAAGCGAUUCCGACAGCACUGACCUGAUUCUUGCCCCUCAGAAAAAGAAGAAAGUCAAGCGACGGCACAAAUCACGGAUCUUGUCUAGAAACCGACAUAGCAAUUCUUGUGGCUGUAACAAGUCGGAUAUAAGGAUUAUAUCCUUGUGGUUAGCAGCUGUAUUGAUCACGUUCUGGCUGAUCGCUUUAUCCUGGCUAGCAACUAUACUGUAUGGCGAGAUUAAGAAAAUGGAUAUGUCUAUAAAAUCAGACAAAGAUGUAGACUGAAGUAAAGAUUUUUAUGCCGAUUAAUUCCGAACAGUCGCACCGUUUG